AUGCGUCCAGAGAUUGAACAAGAAUUAUCGCACACAUUGUUAACCGAGUUGUUAGCAUAUCAAUUUGCUUCGCCUGUGAGAUGGAUCGAGACACAAGAUGUGUUUUUGAAACAGCACAACACCGAGAGGGUUGUUGAAAUCGGGCCAUCGCCAACUUUGUCGGGAAUGGCAUCGAGAACCAUCAAGGCCAAAUAUGAGUCGUACGAUGCGGCAUUGUCGUUGCAACGUCAAGUUUUGUGUUACAGUAAGGACCCUAAGGAGAUCUACUACACGCCAGAUCCAGCGGACCUCGAGCCACCCGCUAAAGAAGAAGCGGCACCAGCCGAGGCAGCUCCAGCGGCCGCAGCACCAGCAGCAGCAGCAGCACCAGCAGCGCCAGCCGGCGCGGGCCCUGCUGCCUCUAUUCCAGACGAGCCAGUCAAGGCUUCAUUAUUGUUGCAAGCUUUGGUUGCCCAGAAGUUGAAGAAGUCGCUCGACGCCAUUCCUAUGAGCAAGGCCAUUAAGGACUUGGUCGGGGGUAAGUCCACAGUGCAGAAUGAAAUCUUGGGUGACUUGGGUAAGGAAUUUGGCUCCACGCCUGAAAAACCAGAAGAUACUCCAUUGGAAGAAUUGGCUGAGCAAUUCCAAGAUAACUUCAACGGCCAAUUGGGUAAGACCUCGACAUCUUUGAUCGGUAGAUUGAUGUCUUCCAAGAUGCCGGGUGGAUUUUCCAUCACCAUCGCCAGAAAGUAUUUGGAAUCAAGAUAUGGUCUUGGUUCGGGUAGACAGGACUCGGUAUUAUUGUUAGCAUUGACACAAGAACCAGCUGGUAGAUUCGGUUCCGAGGGUGAAGCUAAGGAAUACUUGGACACCAUGGCUAAUAAAUAUGCCACUAUUGCUGGUAUUUCAUUAACAUCGGCCUCCUCGCAAGGCCAAGAAGGUGCUGGUGGUGCCGUUAUUGACAGUGCUGCCUUAGAUGCCAUGACUGCGGAAAGCAAGAAGAUGGCCAGACAGCAAUUAGAAGUGUUUGCAAGAUACUUACAAGUUGACUUGAACCAAGGUGCUAAGUCGUUCAUCAAGGAGAAGGAAGCUUCUGCUGUCUUACAAAAGGAAUUAGAUUUAUGGGAAGCCGAACACGGUGAAUUCUACGCCCAAGGUAUCAAACCAACCUUUUCUCCAUUGAAAUCCAGAACUUACGAUUCGUACUGGAAUUGGGCUAGACAAGAUGUGUUGUCUAUGUACUUUGAUAUCAUUUUUGGUAAAUUAAGCUCGAUUGAUCGUGAAACAAUUAACCAAUGUAUCCAAAUUAUGAACCGUGCUAACCCAACCUUAAUCAAGUUCAUGCAAUACCACAUUGACCACACUCCAGAAUACAAGGGUGAAACUUAUAAAUUAGCCAAGAGAUUGGGUCAACAAUUAAUUGAUAACUGUAAGCAAACUAUGUCUCUCGACCCGGUUUAUAAAGAUGUCAGUAAGAUCACCGGACCUUCGACGACCGUCGAUGCCAAGGGUAAGAUUAACUAUCAAGAAGUCAACAAGGAAUCAGUUAGAAAGUUCGAACAAUACGUUUAUGAAAUGGCCCAAGGUGGUGCUAUGACUAAGCAACAAUCACAGCCUACUAUUCAAGAAGAUUUAGCCAGAGUUUAUAAGGCUAUUACCAAACAAGCAUCCAAGAAUACUAAAGUGGAAAUUGAACAAUUAUACACUCAAUUAAUUAAUUACGUCGAAUCAUCGAAUGAAAUUGAGGUCUCCAAAUCAACUAAAUCUUUCUUGCCAACUGGUACGAAUACCCCAACCGAGGAGGAUGAAUUGUCCACUUCUUCGGGUGCUUCAGAGGAUGAUGAGAUUGCAUCUUUACCAGAUAAGACAUCUAUUUUGGAACCAGUCUCUUCCACCAUUCCACCAGAAACUAUCCCAUUCUUAAACUUACAAAGAAAGUCAAAGUCCGGUCGUUGGGAUUACGACCACAAAUUAUCCUCCACUUACUUGGAUGGAUUAGAAAGUGGUGCUGUCAACGGUUUAACUUUCAAUAAUAAGUACGUUUUAGUUACUGGUGCAGGUGCUGGAUCUAUUGGUGCCGAAAUUUUACAAGGUUUAAUUAGUGGUGGUGCCAAGGUUAUUGUUACCACUUCUCGUUUCUCUAAGAAGGUUACCGAAUACUACCAAACUAUGUAUUCUAGAUAUGGUGCCUCCGGCUCUACUUUGAUUGUCGUUCCAUUCAACCAAGGUUCCAAACAAGAUGUUGACUCCUUAGUAGAAUAUAUUUACAACGAUCCAAAGAAGGGUGGUUUAGGAUGGGACUUGGAUGUUAUCAUUCCAUUUGCUGCUAUUCCAGAAAACGGUAAUGGUAUUGAUAACAUUGAUUCUAAAUCAGAAUUUGCUCACAGAAUUAUGUUAACCAACUUAUUAAGAUUAUUAGGUGCUGUUAAAUCUAGAAAGAACACUGAUACUAGACCAGCUCAAUGUAUCUUACCACUUUCUCCAAACCACGGUAUUUUUGGUUUCGAUGGUUUGUAUUCGGAAUCAAAGAUUUCUUUAGAAACCUUAUUCAACAGAUGGUACUCUGAAGAUUGGGGUUCCAAGUUGACUAUCUGUGGUGCCAUCAUUGGAUGGACUAGAGGUACUGGUUUGAUGGGUGGUAACAAUAUUAUUGCUGAAGGCAUUGAAAAGUUAGGUGUCAGAACUUUCAGCCAAAAGGAAAUGGCUUUUAACAUUUUGGGAUUGUUAACCCCAGAAAUUGUUCAAUUAUGUCAGGAAGAACCUGUUAUGGCCGACUUGAACGGUGGUUUACAAUUCAUUGACAACUUGAAGGAAUUCACAUCUAAAUUGAGAAGUGAUUUAACUGAAACUGCUGAUAUUAGAAGAGCUGUCUCCAUCGAAUCUGCCAUUGAACAGAAGGUCAUUAAUGGUGAUAAUGUUGAUGCCAACUAUUCUAAGGUUACUGUUCAACCAAGAUCUAAUAUGAAAUUCGAAUUCCCAACCUUGAAGUCUUAUGAUGAAAUUAAGAAGAUCGCACCAGAUUUAGAAGGUAUGUUAGACUUAGAAAAUGUUAUUGUUGUUACUGGUUUCUCUGAAGUUGGUCCAUGGGGUAACUCUAGAACUAGAUGGGAAAUGGAAGCUAAUGGUGAAUUUUCAUUGGAAGGUUGUAUUGAAAUGGCCUGGAUCAUGGGCUUAAUCAAGUACCAUAAUGGUAAGUUGAAGGGUAAGCCAUACUGUGGUUGGGUUGAUACCAAGACUGAACAACCAGUUGAUGACAAGGAUAUCAAGAGUAAAUAUGAAGAAGAAAUCUUAGAUCACUCUGGUAUUCGUUUGAUUGAACCAGAAUUGUUCCAUGGAUAUGAUCCAAAGAAGAAGCAAAUGAUUCAAGAAGUCGUGAUCCAACACGACUUAGAAGCAUUUGAAACUUCCAAGGAAACAGCCGAACAAUAUAAAUUAGAACAUGGCGAUAAGUGUGAAAUUUUUGAAAUCCAAGAUUCAGGAGAAUACACUGUCAAAUUGUUGAAGGGUGCUAGCUUGUACGUACCAAAGGCCUUGAGGUUUGACCGUCUUGUUGCUGGUCAAAUUCCUUCUGGAUGGAACGCUCGUCGUUAUGGUAUUUCCGAAGACACCAUUAACCAAGUUGAUCCAAUCACCUUGUACGUCUUGGUCUCUACCGUGGAAGCAUUAUUAUCAGCUGGUAUCACCGAUCCUUAUGAAUUCUAUAAAUACGUUCAUAUCUCAGAGGUUGGUAACUGUUCCGGUUCUGGUAUGGGUGGUGUUUCUGCUUUACGUGGUAUGUUCAGAGACAGAUACGCCGACAAGCCUGUUCAAAACGAUAUCUUACAAGAAUCUUUCAUCAACACGAUGUCUGCAUGGGUUAAUAUGUUGUUAUUAUCAUCGUCAGGUCCAAUCAAAACACCAGUCGGUGCAUGUGCAACUGCCGUUGAAUCCGUCGAUAUUGGUAUUGAAACUUUGUUAUCUGGUAAAGCUAAGGUUGUUAUUGUUGGUGGUUAUGAUGAUUUCCAAGAAGAAGGUUCUUAUGAAUUCGCUAAUAUGAACGCCACUUCUAACUCUAACAAGGAGUUCGAACACGGAAGAACUCCAAAGGAAAUGUCGAGACCAGCUACUACCAGCAGAAACGGUUUCAUGGAAGCUCAAGGUUCCGGUAUUCAAGUUAUUAUGAAUGCUGAUUUAGCAAUCAAAAUGGGUGUUCCAAUUUAUGCCGUCUUAGCUAUGACUGCUACCGCCUCUGAUAAGAUCGGUAGAUCUGUUCCUGCUCCAGGUAAGGGUAUUUUGACCACCGCGCGUGAACAUCACGGUGACUUGAAGUACCCAUCGCAAAUGUUGAACAUCAAGUAUAGAUCUCGUCAAUUGAAACAAAGAUUGCAACAAGUUAAGUGUUGGGAAGAAGGUGAAAUUGAAUACUUGAAUGAAGAGGUUGAAUUAGCUAAGGAAGAAUAUGGUACUGAAUUCUCUUCAAGUGAUUUCUUCCGUGAACGUACCGAAGAAAUUCACCGUGAAGCUAAGCGUCAAAUUUCUGAUGCUAAGAAACAAUGGGGUAACAAUUUCUUUAAGUCUGAUCCAAGAAUUGCUCCAUUGAGAGGAUCUUUGGCUGCCUUCGGUUUGACUAUCGAUGACUUAGGUGUUGCUUCAUUCCAUGGUACUUCUACUGUCGCCAACGAUAAGAAUGAAUCAGCCACUAUUAACAAGAUGAUGAAACAUUUGGGUAGAAGUGAAGGUAACCCAGUCUUUGGUGUUUUCCAAAAAUACUUAACUGGUCAUCCAAAGGGUGCUGCUGGUGCUUGGAUGUUGAAUGGUGCUAUUCAAAUCUUGAAUUCGGGUCUUGUUCCAGGUAACAGAAAUGCCGAUAACGUCGACAAGAUCUUAGAAGAAUACGAAUACGUCUUAUAUCCAUCUAGAUCUAUCCAAACCGAUGGUAUUAAAGCUGUUUCAGUUACUUCUUUCGGUUUUGGCCAAAAGGGUGCUCAAGCAAUUGCAGUUCACCCAGAUUACUUAUUCGGUAUCUUAGACCAAGCUACUUAUGAAUCCUAUGCCACCAAAGUUACUGCUCGUAACAAGAAGGCAUACCGUUACAUGCAUAAUGCUAUUACCCGUAACACUAUGUUUGUUGCUAAGGAACAUCCUCCAUACGGUGACGAAUUGGAACAACCAGUUUACUUAGACCCUCUUGCCCGUGUUGAAGUUGGUAAGGAUGAGUUAAGCUUCUCCAACAAAUCAAUUCAAUCGUCAAAGUCUUAUGUUAGCGAGGUUGCUGAUUCUACUGGUAAAGCUUUAAGCUCAUUAAACAAGUCUUCUAAAGGUGUUGGUGUUGAUGUCGAAUUAAUCUCAGCGCUUAACUUGGACAACGAAACUUUCCUUGAAAGAAACUUCACUGCGGCUGAACGUGCUUACUGUGAUAAGUCUUCCUCUCCAUCCGCUUCUUACACCGGUACUUGGUCUGCUAAGGAGGCUGUUUUCAAGGCUUUGGGCGUUAAAUCCCAAGGUGCUGGCGCAUCUUUAAUUGAUAUUGAGAUCACCCGUGAUAACAAUGGUGCUCCACAAGUUAAAUUGAACGAUGCUGCUAAGAAAACUGCUGACAGCGCUGGUGUCAAGAAGAUCAACAUUUCUAUUUCCCAUGACGAUUUCCAAGCCACUGCCGUCGCAUUAAGUGAAUUUUAA
Messenger RNA from Debaryomyces hansenii CBS767, 5637 nucleotides. RefSeq names its product trifunctional fatty acid synthase subunit (gene FAS2). The transcript has a single exon. Gene Ontology annotation, molecular function: magnesium ion binding; fatty acid synthase activity; 3-oxoacyl-[acyl-carrier-protein] reductase (NADPH) activity. Gene Ontology annotation, biological process: long-chain fatty acid biosynthetic process. Gene Ontology annotation, cellular component: fatty acid synthase complex. Bases 1 to 5637 code for a protein of 1878 amino acids. Lineage: Eukaryota; Fungi; Ascomycota; Pichiomycetes; Serinales; Debaryomycetaceae. The record is from RefSeq and is a predicted model, not a curated record.